CCACAAUGGAAUAACAGCAAGCAAGGCCCUCCCUACAGUUUAAACCUCCGUCACCGCUGCUUAUCUUCUUUCUAUCAAUGAUAAGCAUCAUCUCCCCGCCGUAUCUUAGUUUCCGUCGUCGAUCAAUCAAUUCCUUAAAGAAUAUUCAGCAUGGAUAUUUCAGAGGACGUCUACGUCACAAGCCGAAGUAGGACACCGUCGUUCAUCGAUGUCAAGUCUCAAAGCGAGAGAGUCUUUACACAUUUGCCAGACAUCAUCCAGGAGGCUAUUGUAUCUACAGAGUUUUCGAGCCCACGUCUAAGGAUCAGCCGUGUUCAAGAUGGGAUACUUGACACCGAAUACAUGACCCAACCAAUGUUCUACAUAACUUCACGAACGGAUUCUGGCAUCGACUUGCCGGAUCUCAAUGUUACGGAUGAAAAGCUACUAGGCAAAUAUGGAUCAGAUCUGACUGCCAAUUUCGCCGAUAUUCGAGCAUAUGGGGCAAAAGCCUUCUUUGAGAAAGAAAACCUCUCGAAUGGGUCGAAGUAUUCAUUGUGUGCAUGUGCAACUGGCUACAUUUGGGUCUCCGUGACAGCUGUCCAGCAAGCCACCAGUUACCCGCACUUGGACGAUGUCGAAAUUCAGAUCGGAACAUAUGCGCUGAAGGCCAAAGCGAUCACCACGGUUGAGAUCCCAUGCGUGUACCGGUGCAUGAGUUCGGAUGAGCCUUUGGGCGGAGAACCAGCACUUCUCUUUUCAACGGUACUGGGGAACUACUUGCGAAAUCGAAUGCUUGGACAACAAUACGAAGAGGCAACGGACAACGCAAUCAAAACGACACGGAAAGAGCUAUCAUCCAGACAAAUAAUGAACCCCACUCUAUUCGGAGAUUUCUACUCGGUGCUUAAGGAAAUGUGUACGAAUGCGCCUUUGCCACCAACAUCAGAUGUCUCAUUGAUCUCGCGAUCCAUGAUUACGAGAAGAUGGCAGUGCUGGAGAGAAUCAUCGAUACUACGAAAACGAUACUUUUUCCCGCAACGUAUCAUUCGAUGCCUGAAACCAUCACGGCACGAUUCAAUUGACCUUUUGAGUGGAUGCUACAUGGCUUUGGCUUCUGAAAAAGCACGAUCAAAAGUCGUGAGCACUGAAGCUGUGGAAGAGGUUGUCUGAGCCUGCAAUACUUCGUACUCCACAAAUAUUAUGACACGGGCACCAUCAGACGAUCAAUAUCGGGUCCUACCAGAUAUUAGUUCCAAAAACCAACUCGGCUCCCGAAAUAACUCACCCCAUCCACCAUUAUAUGCCUCAAACUCAAUCACAUUCCCACUUCCAGACUUUAGCGGUACCGUCAAUGUGCUCGUCCCAGGCGUACUUCCCGUUGUCGGCAAAAAGGCAACCACAUAUGCGACGCCGUUCACCAACACAUUCGCAUACCUUUGCGUACUAUCUCCGUUGAUAUACUUGAUUC
Mollisia scopiformis is the source of this 1450-nucleotide messenger RNA. RefSeq lists its product as uncharacterized. The record is from RefSeq and is a predicted model, not a curated record. NCBI's taxonomy places the organism in Eukaryota, Fungi, Ascomycota, Leotiomycetes, Helotiales, Mollisiaceae. Bases 151 to 1152 code for a protein of 333 amino acids. The transcript has 2 exons.